CAAACUAUCAAGAGUUUCAAAUCCUCACGAACGCACGCAUAUAAAAGUGUUAAAAAUUAUAUAAAAUUAUAAUAUUCGUUAUGAAUUCCAUUUUGAAUCCUGACGCUCCGGAGUUCUACCCGCAUCUAGAAACAGUUACACAGAACGGCUAUACAUCUGUAAAUAAAACUUUAAAAGCAUCAACUUAUCUGCCAUCUGGAGAAUCGCAAGAAAUAUUGAAAACUUUCACAAACUUCAAUAUUAUCAAGUGUCAGCUAACUGAAAACAUCAUUGUACAAUCUAAUCAAAUAGUUAUAAACGAAUUACCCACGAUGUUGAAAAACGACGACCUUGAACACAACAUGGAAACAAUAAUCGAUGUGAAUGACGUUAUGUUAGACAGAGUCAAUAUUAACAUAGAUGCAGAGAGUGGCACUAGUAAACCAAAUGACCAAUUAGUAAACAAUAGCAGGAAUGUGUCGGCGUGGAACGAUGGGCCAGUUCAUGCGAAGAUAAAGAUGGGUUCGACCUCAUUUUUUGGUGCUAAACAUAUACCACGACCGCAGUUAACUUUCAAAGACACCAUUGAUAAUUCGGAGAACUUGUGGGUGCCAAAAAUAACAGAGAAACCUAACAAUAUCAAACCGCUUGCUUUGAAUUUACUUUAUAACGACGAUGGCGAAGCAAUUGGAUACGAACAUCCUUACAAAGAGGAAUUGGACUUAUAUCACCCUCCCUUAGAAUUUACUGAUCGUGGCCCUGAACCUCCUAUAUUCCCUCCUCCUUUGGAAGAAACGAAUUUCACCUAUAUUGACACAGAGGCGUUACUCGACGAACUGGUAAAGCAUCUAGAAACUGUUAAGGAAUUGGCGAUCGAUCUUGAGCAUCAUGCGUACAGAACUUAUCAAGGCAUAACUUGUCUAAUGCAGAUAACUACGAAUGAAGGAGGCGAUUUUAUAUUGGAUACAUUGGCCUUACGGGAACACAUAUAUAGACUGAAUGUUAUUUUUACGAAUCCGACAAAGGUCAAGGUCUUUCAUGGUGCUGAGAGUGACGUUUUGUGGCUUCAGAGGGAUUUUGGUGUCUAUGUUGUUGGGUUGUUUGAUACCCAUCAAGCAGCAAAGGCACUAAAAUUCCCUGGGCUAGGUUUGAAGAACCUACUUAUGUAUUAUUGCAAUGUGGAUAUUGACAAAAAGUAUCAGUUAGCGGAUUGGCGUAUACGACCGUUGCCACAGGAGUUGAUUGAUUACGCCCGGAUGGACACGCACUAUUUACUGUACAUAUGGAGACAAAUGAAGCACGAUUUGUUACAAGCGGCCGCUGAACAGCCGCAAUUAUUGCUGUCCGUAUUCGAACAGAGCAGACAAGUUUGCGGUCUCACUUACAACAAGGAGAUUAUUAAAGAGGAUAGUCAUAUGCCAAUGUACAUAAGGUCGAGAAAACUCUUCAACGCCCGACAGAUGGCAGCGCUAAAAAUCCUUUACAAGUGGCGAGAUUCGCAGGCGCGACUACUCGACGAGAGUCCUAAAUACUUAUUACCGAAUCACAUGAUGCUGGCACUCGCCGAGAGUCUACCAAGAGAGGUGCAGGGCGUGAACGCCAUUUGUUAUCCUGUGCCGCCUUUCGUGAAACAAAAUUUAAUAACAAUACACAAAAUGCUACUGUCGUGCCGCCAGUUGCCCGUAGAGCCGCAACUGUAUCAGAUGCCGACAAGCAUUAGAAACAUGGUGAAUGCCGUCCGUUAUACGGCCUCGUACAAUGUCCACGACCUCUCGCACUUCCCAGACAUCAGUGAAGAGCAACAGGUGAACAUGGACAAUGCUACGUUAUUGACGAAGGAUUUGAAAUGUCAGCCCGAUAUAUUGGCCUUUAAAGAUACUAGUAACAGCAAUAAAAAUAAAGACAUAGUGUCGAGUUUGAACGUGGACGCAAAGUUAUUCAUCCCACCUUAUGAACGAUACCGGAAAUAUCGUUCCUUAGCUCAGGUGGAGGAAAUGGAAGAAUACAAAUGUAAAGAAGCAAAAAUAGCAGCUAUAUCGAAAGGCAACGAGCUCAUCGAAACGGAAGUGCUUGCCAAGGUACAACAAGCGAAAGAGCAAAUAGAAUACGAUACAAAAAAGAAAGGGACAAAAGUCGACGAUGUUGUUGUUAGUAACAACGUUCACCUUGAAACGAAAUCGCAACGCAAAAGAAAAAUAUCAUCUGACAAAGUGGAAGGCAAAGAUGAUACUGACCGUAUCAUUCAAAACCCCACAAAAGAAACAAAAUCGAACCACAAAUUGGAAAACAUUUACAAAAAUAUUAAUUAUAAGAAAUUCUAUAGUGAUAAGGAUACGGGAAAGGCCAAUCCUAAAAUGAAGUUUAGAAAGCAAAAAUGAUGUUUUUAGACAAAAUAGUUAUCUAUAUACUUGCACAAUAGAAAAUAACAUUUUAUGCAAACGACUCAACAAUAAGCAUAAAAAAUUUGUGCAUGUGAAUAGACAUAAUUAAAAUAUGAAUGUAGGUUUUAAAAAUAAUAUUGAUGAAAUAAUUAUUAUAAGCGAAACUAUAUUACAAUUCGAUUUUUAAA
This is a messenger RNA of Galleria mellonella (greater wax moth), 2548 nucleotides long. It is a transcript of the gene Rrp6, whose product is annotated as exosome component 10-like. NCBI's taxonomy places the organism in Eukaryota, Metazoa, Arthropoda, Insecta, Lepidoptera, Pyralidae. Bases 81 to 2357 code for a protein of 758 amino acids. Gene Ontology annotation, molecular function: nucleic acid binding; 3'-5'-RNA exonuclease activity; nucleotide binding. The transcript has 14 exons. The record is from RefSeq and is a predicted model, not a curated record. Gene Ontology annotation, biological process: nuclear polyadenylation-dependent snoRNA catabolic process; nuclear polyadenylation-dependent snRNA catabolic process; exonucleolytic trimming to generate mature 3'-end of 5.8S rRNA from tricistronic rRNA transcript (SSU-rRNA, 5.8S rRNA, LSU-rRNA). Gene Ontology annotation, cellular component: nucleolus; nuclear exosome (RNase complex).